Spodoptera litura is the source of this 3751-nucleotide messenger RNA. Its product is annotated as CUE domain-containing protein 1. Gene Ontology annotation, molecular function: ubiquitin binding. The record is from RefSeq and is a predicted model, not a curated record. NCBI's taxonomy places the organism in Eukaryota, Metazoa, Arthropoda, Insecta, Lepidoptera, Noctuidae.
CAAGUCGUUUGUCCCUAAUACAUAGAAAAGAUGUCGAGUAAAAUUCCAAUCCCCUUGUAUUAACGUUUGAAGUCAAAUCACAUUUUCAUCAUAAUCAUUUUUAAAUAUUCUAACUAGUAACUACCCACAUCGAAUCCUGUAAAAACAAAACUAAAAUAAAGCAAUAAACAAAUGACAUAGUUCUUAUACCGAGUGGUCCUACUGAAAAUCUAAAGAUUGGAUAUAAAAAUAUAAAAGAGAUGUUAAAUGAAAUAGAAGAAAGACGAGAACAUAUUAAUGAUACUUAUUCAUCCGCCAAUCAAAACCUCGACACACAGAUUUUUACUACUUACCUACUCGAUAUCAAGUCAUAGGUACAAAGAUCACGCAAGAAAUUGACAAACACAGUGUCUUCUAUAACAGAAAAUUAUGAACUAAAUUGAAAUGCUACAAAAAUAUUUAUUUUGCAUAAUGAACUAAGUAAUAUCUACUUCCCUAUUGAUGUCCUUUACAAUAUCUAGCUAAGUGUGUCUAAUGUUUACAAUUAAGUUACGUAAGGCAUAGAUCCCUUAAACUUCUUCGGCAGCUUUAAAGGUCAUGUUUAGGGACAAACAUGAUUUACAAACAAUGGGCUGCAUCUGCGCGCGCAGCUCGACGGCGCGCCAUACGGCGGCAGGUUCAGUGAUAGAGAGGGUCGCGCUCGGACGACGCCGGCCGUCGGGACGCGCGCCGCCGCCUGCAUUCUCUAUUUAUAUCGACGGUCCCCCGCCUCUCUUCGCGCCUGCGCAAAACAUCUAAAAACGACGAAAGUGAAAAUUGCACAUCAUGAUCGGUGCACCGCACCGCUAAUACAGGACCAUUGCAGCAAAUACACCGCUAAUUAGCGAUUUGAGGACACGGAGCGAGCCGGCGUGCAGUGCGCCACGAGGAUGGCCGUGAGGCGCACGGCCACAGACCUCAUCAGCACUGCGGCACUUCUGCGUCACAUAUCAGCUGUUUCGCCGGCGAGGGGCUCGCACUUGUGACGUUUCUGGUGUGUCGCGUGCCGCAGGCCGCCGGCACGAUGGCGUCCACCAUGCAGCUAGAGUUCACGCAGGCGAUGACCGAUUUCAAGACGAUGUUCCCAGAUAUGGAUGACGAUGUUAUUGAAGCCGUACUACGCGCUAACCAAGGCGCUGUAGAUGCGACUAUUGACCAACUCUUAGCUAUGAGUACGGAUAACCAAAAUGAACGUUUGCGGCUCGAAAUGGAACGGGUGGAAAGCAGCACGCCGUCACGUCGCAAAGACCGUCGCUCGGGCUGCAGAGCUACUGACAAUGGCGAUGAUAACGAUACAACAGCCCUCGUGGACGUUGAUGACGAUUCAAUUCCCUUAGCUGUAAGAAGGAAAUGGGUGCCUAGAAUGCUGGGCCCUCUACCUCCCAUGUUUCUGCGAAUACCACCCGGUACAGACGCAAGAAUAGACCUGAGUUUAGAGAUGGAUGACGACAAAAUUGCCACCUUCCUGCAGAAUGAGGAGUUCAUGGCGGAACUGCGAUGGAACCAGGAGUUCAUGGCUGCGUUAGAUAGUGAGCAGGGACAGAAAACGAAGUGUCAUGACGAUGAGGCCGCAUUCAAAGAGAGGCUAAAGAACAUGGGCAAAUCAUCCCGCAAGAAGUUCGCCCAGCUCUCGAAGAUGUUUAGUCGUGGCGGGUCGCGGCGGUCGGGCAGUGCUCGAGCGCCACCUCGCGGCCCGCCAGACAGUCUGCUGCUUCAAGAGGAACAUAGUGACGAUGACGACCGCCCACAGCACCACGUCAAAAUAUAAUGGUAUACUCUGAACGUACAGGUUUAAACGAGAAGAGAGCCUUAUAGGAAGUUACAAGGUUACGGAUAAGACUGGGUCUGUUUUGUGUAGUAUAAGAAAGGAAUACGAUUGAUAUUUUUAUGUAUAAGAGCUAAACGGAAAGCCAACACUUGUUAAAGGUCUUUAGGCUAACAAUGAAUAUCCUGAUUUACCUAUAAGCAUCGACAUUAUACUUUGAAUGACAGAAAGAAUUGUCGCUUUUUGAAGAGUCCGGCCUGUAUCUAUGUUGUAAACUUAUAGUGAAUAUCGUGUUAAGUAAGAUGAUGUUGUUAAAUUGCAAUAACUCUGUAAAAAUUUUUGAGUACCUAAGUAGUUUAAGGCUUGACUGCAUCCGUCAUACUUGUAAAUAAACAGGUGGAUUUCGCUUGGGUAGAAGGGCCGUCUCACUAUCGUAUGCUAAAUAGUUGAGGACUUUAGAUUCCAUUUCCUCAGGUGUAGCUUUUGUUAGAUAAAUAUUAUACAGUAAGUAAGUAUCAUAUAGCAGAAUGCACGGAGGGCGCCUGUAUGGGCAUGAGACACGAAGUUCCGUACUCGGCUAUAGGUUAAAGACGGCCCUGGCCUUUGUCUGACAGGUUUAUAGAAAUUGUAUUCUAGCAUUUCUCCUAUUCUAAGAAGUAAAAUAUUUUCACAUGCAUCUUCCAUGGUUUCAUAAAAGUCAUGUAUGAAUAAUGAUAUAGACAUGGCCUUCAUAUACACGUAGUCACAUCUAGAAAACUGCAGUCAAUUUACAUAGAAAUGUUAAUCGAGUGGUCGACUCUUCGAUAACUUAAUUAUGCACAAACUGUCACAUCAGUGCGAGUGUGGAAGGACUUGAUAUUUUAUACUGGACAUGGAUACGUUUGCAAAGAAAGGCUGAUAAAAGAAACAAAUGUUUAAAUAAUUAUAAAGUAACCAUUUCAUAGCUAGGUAAUGUAAAUAACUGUUCCAAUAGACAAAUAGUCUGCUUUGUUCGAUACGAAUUUUAGUGCCGUUAGAGUUAGAUACUAAUUUUGUUAAGGUCAUCAUCGUUGAUCGAAAUCUGUAAGCUGAUGGGUAGUUAGAUAAUGCACUGGCUGUACUUUUAUCUGCACGAUUGACCAUGACAAUGAGGCUUUACUGAAGUCUCAAAUAUAAUAAAUAACGCCGUUUAUUCCGUCGAAGCGAGUUUGCAUUACUCGGGCUUACCAAGUGGAAUGUAAAAUGGAAUCGAAUAAAGCAAUAUUAAAUUAAGUUUGUUCUUUGGCUUUUGUAGUCGUGUUAUGUACCGUACUGAUGUCCAUAUAUGAGCAACCUUACUUUAUCUUGCCGAUGUAGGUAAGGUAUUCUUCACAGCUAAAAUUAAAAGCAAUAUCUUCCCAAAAUAAAGUAAUUCUGUCUAAUAUUUGUCAGAAAAAUUGUUGUUAAAAUGGCUAAAAGUUGUUAAAAAAAUUGUUGAAAUAUUUUGUUUGUAUUUAACUCACCUAGGUAAUAUUUACUAGCCUCGUUUAAAAAUAAUUCAUGCAAUAAUGCGCUACACCCUAGUAGUUUUAAAUAUAAAACACUACAGUUAAAAUAAUUACGUGGCUACUGAAAAAAAUGUCUGAAAUGUAUUUUUUUAAUACACAUUUUUAUGUUAAUUAAGUUUUGUAAAACGGUUUAAUGUUUUCUGAACCUACGUUUUGUAAGUAUGUAUUGUUCUAACUAGGUAUGUAUGAGUUGUCUGAAUACCAGAUCUGUUCGGAGAAAUUGCAACGGACAUCGUAAUAAAUACAAACUACAAAAUGCACUUUGUGUAGAGUACUAAAUAACUCUACAUUACCUAUGUAGAGCUUUAGUUUGUUGUACUAACAAGAACUAGGAAAGUGUUGCCCGUUUAUACAAUGCUUUAUACCUAAGUCCCCUUCUGACGUGAACGCUGUAAAUUAAUUUCUUAUGCUACUGAAAUAAAAGAUAUUAUUUAUAACACUA